Molecule: messenger RNA, 1225 nt
Organism: Carya illinoinensis
Lineage: Eukaryota; Viridiplantae; Streptophyta; Magnoliopsida; Fagales; Juglandaceae
Product: probable caffeoyl-CoA O-methyltransferase At4g26220
Exons: 6
Coding region: 318-1028 (236 amino acids)
Molecular function (GO): S-adenosylmethionine-dependent methyltransferase activity; O-methyltransferase activity
Source: RefSeq, a predicted model, not a curated record
AGUUGGAAUAACCAGAGAGGAGACUAAAUAAGACAAUCCCGAGGUUUGUAUUAUAUAUAGAUAUACACUGAAUAUAUCACUCCUUAAAACAAAAAAAUUAUUCCCCACCACAGACGGAUCCGUCUUGUCCGUUCCGAAGGUGUCUACUGUACUCCAGGAAGAACCCCUACUCAAUUUCAGCGUCCUAACUUUAAACCAUUUCCUUCCGCCACAAUAUAUCGGUACUCUCUCUCUCUGGCCUUUUCACAGAUAGAUCUGCUGUCAUCAGGCGGCCGGGUUCGAACUUUGUUAAUCUCUAUGCCUCUAAUAUUGAAGGAAUGGAGCAAUAUACGAAAACAUUACUUUCAAAGGGUUUAUUGCAGAGUGAAGAUUUGUACCAGUAUAUCUUGGAGACGAGUGUGUACCCACGUGAACCAGAACCUCUCAAGGAGCUAAGGCAUGCCACUGCUGGCCACCCUCGUGCUAGGAUGGCUACUUCACCAGAUGCAGGUCAGUUGAUGGCCAUGCUGUUAAAGCUAGUAAAUGCCAAGAAGGCUAUUGAAGUUGGCGUUUACACAGGAUACUCUCUUCUCCUGACUGCUCUUACAAUUCCAGAGGAUUGCAAGAUCACAGCCAUAGAUGUAAAUCGGGAGACAUUUGAAAUUGGAUUGCCAAUUAUAAAGAAAGCUGGUGUUGCAGAUAAAAUUGAUUUCAUCGAGUCCGAGGCUUUACCAGCUCUUGAUCAACUAUUACAAAAUACCGAGAAUGAAGGGAGUUUCGACUUUGCUUUUGUUGAUGCGGACAAGGGUAAUUAUUGGAACUACCAUGAGAGAAUGAUGAAACUACUGAAAGUGGGUGGGGUGGUUGUAUACGAUAACACACUUUGGUCAGGAACAGUUAUACUGUCUGAUGAGUUGGUUCCAGAGAACUUGAAACAGUGGAAGGAGCCGAUAAUUGAGUUUAACAAAUUAGUGGCAGCUGAUCCUCGUGUCCAAUUGUCACAUGCUUCCGUAGGUGAUGGCAUGGCAAUCUGCACUCGUCUCUACUGAACUUUUUAUCCACCUCUCUGCAUUUUUACUUGUAAGCAUUAGCUUCUCAUGAAGAAGUGUUGUGUGGUUAAGAAACCAGAAUAAGCAGAGGUUUUAAUGAAACAGAUGGGUUCACCCAUUUGUGUUUGGCUUUUAUAAUGUCAAUGCCAGUUUUAUUUGGGGUCUAAAUUAGUAAAUUACGUGAAUUUUCGACAGCA